UCAUUUUAUUUAAAAAAAUUAACGAAACCGCGGUGUCACGAGGAAGCACGUGACUUGUCAGUGACGUCAUUAGAAGAUGGCGGCACUUGGGUGAGAAUGAGGAGAAAGGUUGCUUUUCGACUUUAAAAGUGGUCACAGGCUAUCUGAAACUGGUGUAAUUUCCAAAAGUCAAGUAUAGAAGGAAAAAACCCACCAAUUUAAAUCGACUACAAUCUUUGAAAGUGAAUCGACAUGUCGGAAGAUUGGCAAAGCGUGGUUACAUCCAGAGACCGUGAUUGUUUGGGUUGUAGGUUAGUAAGUGGGGGAGGAUUGAUCGGCGCCGGUAUUUACGUCGCUUACCAUUCGAAACAAUUUAACAAAAUCACUGGGAAAUCGGUGAUGUUCUCCUUUGCCGCCGUAUUAGCCGGUCUUGGGACUGCUAGAAUCAUGAGGCUGCCGCCGUUCGAUAGUUUUGGAAACGCCUGAUUGUACAGAGAAUUCGAAUCUGGAAGGACGUGAGCAUUUUUCAACAGUGAAAUAAAAAUGCGACGAAUAACGUCGACUCUUUCCGUAGUUGAGGAAAAAUAAACGUUUGAUGAAAACAUGUUCGAAGACUCAA
Diprion similis is the source of this 598-nucleotide messenger RNA. RefSeq lists its product as uncharacterized. NCBI's taxonomy places the organism in Eukaryota, Metazoa, Arthropoda, Insecta, Hymenoptera, Diprionidae. The record is from RefSeq and is a predicted model, not a curated record. The transcript has 2 exons. Bases 232 to 465 code for a protein of 77 amino acids.